ACUUGAAUGCAGCACUUUUGGCAGGUUUUGUGUGCAUGCAAGUGGGAAAGCAGUAGUCAGCAGCGCCUGCAACCGGACUAUCGUUACAAGUCAAAAUGCCCGCAGAUUUGAGUCAGUGGAGCGGGCCUCUUGCCCUGCCGGAGGUCGAGGAGAAGCCUGCACAGCCUCUGACCCUUAAAUACGGGUCUGUGGAAGUAGACGAGCUCGGCAAAGUGCUCACGCCAACACAGGUGCAGAAUAGACCCACCUGCAUCGAGUGGGAAGGAUGUGACUCCAGUAAGAUGUACACUUUGUCCCUGACCGACCCUGACGCUCCCAGCAGGAAAGACCCCAAAUUUGGGGAGUGGCACCACUUUCUGGUGGUCAACAUGAAAGGGAACGAUGUGUCCUCUGGCUGCGUCUUGUCGGACUAUGUGGGCUCUGGUCCUCCCAAGGGCACAGGUCUCCACAGGUACGUGUGGCUGGUGUAUGAGCAGCCAGGCAGUCUGUCCUGCUCCGAGACCAUCCUCACUAACAGGUCUGGAGACGGCCGCGGCAAGUUCAAGAUCCAGAGUUUCAGGCAGAAAUAUAAACUGGGAGCCCCGGUGGCAGGAACCUGCUACCAGGCCGAGUGGGACGACUAUGUCCCCAAACUGUACGAGCAGCUGGCCGGAAAAUAAAUGAAAAGACUCGGCUCGAGAGUUCUGCACUAGGAAAUCCCACGGAGGCUGAUGGUCUGUAGGAAAUAACCAUUCUUGCAGGAAGCCAAAAAGCAAAACAGUAACCAAGCAUUUUGUUUGUGCCACUGAAUAAUAUAUUUUUUCUCCACUGUUGCUGACCCUGUGCCAAAAAUAAUAAUAAUCUCAAUGUCACCUGCACUCUGCAAUAAAUCUGGUAAACACUGAAA
Molecule: messenger RNA, 886 nt
Organism: Cottoperca gobio
Lineage: Eukaryota; Metazoa; Chordata; Actinopteri; Perciformes; Bovichtidae
Gene: pebp1
Product: phosphatidylethanolamine binding protein 1
Exons: 4
Coding region: 96-659 (187 amino acids)
Biological process (GO): negative regulation of MAPK cascade
Source: RefSeq, a predicted model, not a curated record